Saccostrea cuccullata (small rock oyster) is the source of this 1515-nucleotide messenger RNA. RefSeq names its product monocarboxylate transporter 6-like. Gene Ontology annotation, biological process: transmembrane transport. NCBI's taxonomy places the organism in Eukaryota, Metazoa, Mollusca, Bivalvia, Ostreida, Ostreidae. Gene Ontology annotation, molecular function: monocarboxylic acid transmembrane transporter activity. The transcript is spliced from 7 exons. The record is from RefSeq and is a predicted model, not a curated record. Gene Ontology annotation, cellular component: membrane. The coding region runs from base 193 to 1494 and encodes 433 amino acids.
UCGAAAGACAUGCCACAAUUUAAGAAUGUUAAUUGGCGUCGUUUAUGCUACAUCAUGUGCGUGAACGAGAAACACUAGAAAUAUGAUGAUGUUGAUGGGACAUGAUUGGCAAACGUGUAUCCAGAUCAUUUUACUUUGCUUAUCAUGAUCAAAGAUAUGUCUUUUAUUUUCUUUUAGUUGCAUAAAGCCAAAAUGACAAUCAAAGGAAAAGAAAAUUCGGAAGCCUUGAGGGAGCGCUAUGACAAGACCUACAGGCGCUAUAUCGUCUUUGUGGGGUGUCUUCUGAUACAGUUUAUAGCGAUAGCAAUGCCCUCCUCCAUGCUGGGAAUCGUUUAUGUUGACAUUACUAGAGAGUUUGACGCCGAGGCUUCCGAAGCCGCCCUCAUGUUGUCCUUAUUUCGUGGCAUUGCUUUUGGAGGAGGAGUGAUUGGUGAAAUGGUGAUCAGACGAGUGGGUGAAUUCCCGUGUAUAAUAGCAGCGACUCUGCUAGGAAGCGCCUGUAUCUUAUCCUCAGCCUUCGCACAAAGCAUGACCACAGUCGUCCUCCUUAUCGGGAUCGGUGCGGGAUGCGCCUGCGUGUUUCCGGUACUCUUGUCCUACGUCUACAUAAGUCGGGCCUUUACCAGACAAUCCGUAUCCAAGUUUCUAACAAUAAUGACCGUGGGGGCAGGGCUGGGGCUGCUGACAACGCCGUAUAUGACGGAGUUUUUCCUGAGUCAAUUCGGGUGGAGGGGCACCUUUAUGAUGACCAGCGGACUAUUUCUUCAUCUGCUUCUUAUUGGAAUUGUGAUCCAGUUUAAUCUACCACCAUUAGAUGGACCAUCAAAAGCCAAAGAAUUCAAUUGGGCAGAUCAAAUUGCUAUUUUUAAAAACAGAACAUAUUCAACAUAUUUGUUUGUUAUGAUUCUGUUUGGAAUAUAUGGAUAUGUAGUUCCCUGGUUUCUUCCUGAUUUCGUUGUUUCUAACAAUUACACCAAACAAGAUGCCGCCUUGCUGCUUACAAUUAGCGGAGUUUCUAGUCUAUUAGGACGGAUACUGGCAGGGACUUUGGACCCUUUCUUUGGUCGGACCAAAAUUAUCUAUCACUGGGGUUAUAUCUUCGCAGUAAUUGCUGUCAGUUUUGCCAUUUUCCCAUUCUUUGUGGAAACUUACACCGUUCUGUGCGGAGGUACUUUGAUCUACGGAAUCUGUUUAGGUUUAAUUGUCUCGCAGAGUGUGCCAGUUGUGGUGCAAUCAUUACCACUAAAUUUGAGUUCUAUAGGAAUGGCUACGGAAUUCACAGCGUAUGGAUUGUGCACAGUAUUAGGGGGGUAUAUAUGUGGAUUAAUUCGUGACGUCACUGGUGGAUAUGAAGCCGUAUUUUACAUGUCCUGUUUGUCGGCCAUUUUUUGUUGUUUUGUUUGUCUUCUUCUCCUCUUUGUAGAUAAAACGUGUAAACGAAAAACUCCAAAUAACGUUCAUAUCAACACUAUCUCGAUUAUCUCCCAUCUAUAAAUUAAAUUUAUGUACAUUUGU